Messenger RNA from Lagopus muta (rock ptarmigan), 5169 nucleotides. RefSeq names its product DENN domain containing 3 (gene DENND3). The transcript is spliced from 23 exons. Gene Ontology annotation, cellular component: cytoplasmic vesicle. Lineage: Eukaryota; Metazoa; Chordata; Aves; Galliformes; Phasianidae. Gene Ontology annotation, molecular function: protein binding. The record is from RefSeq and is a predicted model, not a curated record. Gene Ontology annotation, biological process: regulation of Rab protein signal transduction. Bases 91 to 3903 code for a protein of 1270 amino acids.
CGAGGCGGCCGACUGGGAGGAGCGGAGAGGCCCUGAGGAACGGCGCCGCCGGAGGGUUGCCGUGUCCCGUCCGCUUUGCCUCGCUGUGCCAUGGAGGAUGCGCUGCCUUCGGGCCUGUUGGAGGUCUGCUUGCUGGUCGGCGUGCCCAGGGAGCAGUUGAGGGCUCAGCUGCAGGACGCUCAAAGAAAGCCCAGAAGUCUUCUUCCCCUGGAUCCAGAAGUUCUUUCUGUGUUUGUGCCUCCGUUUAUCAGCAGAGAUGAUACUCACUCGACUAACACAAGUGGUAACAACUUCAACAGAGGUAAACGCCGGUCUUUCCGAAAAAAGAAAGAGAGACCAAAGUUGGAAAAUGCCAGGACUCUCAAUGGGGAUCAGAAAGCACCUGGCACUGAAGAUGUUACAGUUCCAAAGGACAUCGAUCUCAUUGGUUUGCCACAGCUGUGCUUCCCAGGAGGACUUUAUAUGACUUCAGAACCAAGAGAGGACCACAUUCACUUCCUGGUCUUCACAGAUGUCUGUGGUAACAGAACAUAUGGUGUUGUUGCACAGUACUAUCAGCCAAUGCAAGAUGGCUGUAUUGCCUCCAAUGGACAGGCCCAGUGGGAAUCUCUGCGGGCAGGGAAGAAGCCUGGCUGUUUUGUACCGCUUGCUAUUUGUGUUAUAUCCAGAUAUCCAUAUUUUAAUGCCCUCAAGGAUUGUCUCUCAUGCUUAUUAGUGCAACUGCGAUCUUUCAAGGGCUUAGAUGUUGAUGAUCACAUAAAAGAGUUUGCAGCAAAAUUAUUUUUGAUACCCAGCCCGCCACCAGGACCACUGCACUUGGUAUUUAAUAUGAAACCACUUCAAAUAAUUAUUCCUUCACGAGAGGAUCCAGACAGUCCAGUUAUUGACUUGGAUCUUCAUCUUCCAUUGCUGUGCUUCAAGCCAGAGCAGGUGCUGCAGAUUAUUACCUGUAUUUUGACUGAGCGGAAAAUGGUGUUCUUCUCUUCUGACUGGGCCCUGCUGACACUUGUGGCUGAGUGCUUUAUGUUAUACCUUCAUCCCCUUCAGUGGCAACACACCUUUGUGCCUCUUCUGUCUCGUCAUAUGCUGGAUUUUGUAAUGGCUCCAACAUCUUUUCUUAUGGGAUGUCAUGCUGAUCAUUUUGAAGUAGUUAGCACAGAAGCUGAAGAUUUAAUUCUAAUUAAUAUCGAUGACGGGAAUAUUUCACAUUCAAAAAUGGUUGAAGAGGAACCUGAAAUUCCAGAUGUUCCAGCACGAGCAGCAGAAACUUUCAAAAAGAGAGCGGAGAGUCUUCAGCUGCAUUAUGAUUUAGAGCUGUGUCAUCUCCGUGCCACCACAGACCUUGGUGAACUUCAGAUGCGCAGAAGGGCUUGGCAGCAGAAACUGAACACAGAAGUUCAGCAAAUGACUUUGCAGUUAAUUGUUAAUAUCUUCAGGGAGGUAAAAGACCACCUAAAUUAUGAACACAGAGUGUUUAACAGUGAAGAAUUUCUGAAAACAAGGGCAAUAGGAGACCAGCCAUUUUAUGGAAAAGUUUUAGAGACCUACAUGUUUCACUCUUUUCUUAAAGCUCGUUUGAACAGAAAGAUGGAUGCUUUUGCUCGACUUGAAUUGAGCACCCAGUCUGAAGAGGAUAGAUUCAACUUGAUGUUUCGUACUCCGAGAAGACUUACUAUGGAGAAAAUGGCUUCUAAAAGAUUUAAUUCACAGAACAUCAUUAACAGGCGUAUGGUUAUCAGUAUGCCCAAUCUGCAAGAUAUCAAACUACCAGAGAGUCCUGCUAGAAAAUCCUCACUUCGAAGAAUAGAGACAGACAUUGCUGUGAGAAAGCCCUCCAAAUCAGUUAGUACAUUCAAAAUCCCAGAAAUUCACUUUCCUCUGAUGAGCCACUGUGUUCACUCCUACUAUACAGAAUUCUUCAACCAUCUCAGCAGAGCUAUAAAUACCUUACCACCUGAUAACUCAGCAUUGCUGGCAAGGUACUUCUACCUCCGGGGACUUAUUAGCUUGAUGCAAGGGAAACUACUAAAUGCACUUUCUGACUUUCAGAACCUAGAUAAAACAGACUUAAGAAUUUUCCCUACUGAACUUGUAAGAAAAAUUGUGGAAACCUUGCCUCCUUCUGAGCGUUUUCAAGCUGACCGCAAGCCUGAGCUGAAGAGGCUGAUAAGCCUAGUGAUGGAACAACAAAGGGAAAUGACAAAAACAGAUGACCACGUGAAACACUUUGAAUUGCCAAAAACACACAUGCAGCUGGAUGAUUUUGUGAAGCGAAUCCAGGAGUCUGGGAUUGUCAGAGACACAGACACCAUACAUCGGCUGUUUGAUGCCUUAACCGUAGGGCAGCAGAAACAAAUUGAUCCUGAAACAUUCAGAGAUUUCUACAACUACUGGAAAGAAACUGAAGCAGAAGCUCAAGAGGUGAAUCUGCCACCAGCAGUAAUAGAACAUCUGGAUAAGAAUGAAUGUGUCUACAAGUUAUCCUGCUCAGUUAAAACUAACUAUGGUGUAGGAAAAAUAGCACUGACCCAAAAGCGUUUAUUCCUUUUGACUGAAGGAGGACGUCCUGGCUAUGUCCAUAUUGCUGCUUUCAGGGAUAUAGAGGAUGUUAAGAACACAACUGUAGCUUUCCUUCUUUUGAGAAUACCUACUCUGAGGAUUGAAACGAUAUAUAAAAAACAAGUAUUUGAAGCUAACCUGAAAACUGAGUGUGAUCUCUGGUACCUGAUAGUGAAAGAAAUGUGGGCUGGAAAGAAAAUGGCAGAUGAUCACAAGGAUCCUCAGUAUAUUCAGCAAGCACUGACAAACGUUCUUCUGAUGGAUGCUGUCGUUGGUGCACUGCAGUCCUCCAAAGCCAUAUAUGCAGCCUCUAAACUGUCUUAUUUUGACAGGAUGAAGAAUGAAGUGCCUAUGAUGAUCCCCAAAACAACCUCAGAGACGUUAAAGCAUAAGAUCAACCCAUCAGCUGGUGAGACAUUUCCACAGGCAAUAGAUGUCUUGCUUUAUACUCCAGGGCAUCUUGACAUUUCAGAAAGACCUGACAAUGCUCAUCCAAAACUGUGGUGUGCUUUAAACGAAGGGAAAGUUGUGGUCUUUGAUGCAUCUACCUGGACUAUUCAGCAGCACUGUUUCAGAAUGGGCCGCUGUAAACUGACUUGUAUGGUAAUGGUAGAACAGAGUCAAGUAUGGAUUGGUUCUCAAGACUCCAUUAUUUAUAUAAUCAACACUCACAGUAUGUCUUGUAAUAAGCAACUAAAUGAUCACCAUUCUGAUAUUACAGACAUAGUUGUGGAGAAGAAGAAUGGAAUACCCAGUGAAGCAUACUCAAGCAGCUUAGAUGGAACAGUGAUUGCUUGGAACAUCAGCACUCUGAAGGUUAACCGUGCUUUUCAGCUGCCCUGCCAAAACCUAACUUCUAUUAAACUUCAUAAUGGCCAACUGUGGUGCUGCACUGGAAGUUGCAUAUUUGUAAUGUCAACUUACGAAUUUCGACUACAAAUGAAGAUUGAGCAUCACCUGAAGGAUGUGUGUUCCUAUUUCCUCUGCUUCCAGCUCUUUCCUGAGAGAAAUGAAGUGUGGGCAUCUUACUCAGGGAGUAGUGACCUGUAUAUUUGGAACACCAAAGACUUUGCAAGCACACCUCAAAAAAUUCAUCUUCAGGAUUGCUCUGAGAUUACCUGCAUGAUACAAGUCAAAAAUCAGAUGUGGGUUGGCAGCACUGGAACAUCACAAGGCAAAAUCAAAGGGAAGAUCUACGUGAUCAGUGCUGAGAAGAAGACUGUGGAGAAAGAAUUGUUUGGUCACGCUGAUACAGUAAAGGCUCUUUGCUCUGCAGAGGACAGAUACGUCCUCAGUGGUGCUGGAAAGGAAGAAGGGAAAAUUGCCAUUUGGAAAGUUGAAUAGCGAAGCUAUUCAAAAUAUGUCUACCUGUGCUGGAAAAAAGACCUCAGACCUUGGUUACUCUAGCUACUUCUUUUUCAGCCACCUGUCAGUGUUAUUUUUGUAUUUAUUCAGCUAUUUUCAGUAGCUGCAUUGUUGUUGAAAAUCAGCUUUGAAAUGAUUCUCUCCUUUCACCUUGUACUGCACCUGCACAUUUGAUAAAGAAAUGGAAAUGUGAGUAGAGGGAUCACUGGCUUAAACUUAACCAUAUUUUAUUGUGAAGGAUCUGAGUUGCAGGCCAGGUCUGUUAUGCAGGCUACAUUAAAUUAGCUGAAGCUGCUGAGGAUAAGCUCAGUAAUUUCACAGGAGCUCUUUCUCAGCAGUGCAUAUAGUAGCUGGAAAUGUUCACUGAAAUCAAACAAGGAAACAACAAAUCCCAGAAUGAAAGCAAAAACAAAACACCCAAUGGAUUUGUUUGAUUCAUUGAGUUAAUGUAAAUGCUGAGUAUUUAUCUUUCUGAACUAUCAGCUAGAAUUAGCUGGGAAGACUGCCCAUGAUCACUGUAUGUAUAUAUUUAUGGUGCUGUAUUAUUUAAAAGGUAGAUACAGGCAGACUCUUCUUGAUAGCACUGGAAACUUCCUGCUGCUAAAACAGGAUACUUGCAUAGUGUCAGUAACUGUUCUUCUCCUAAAAACAAUGCACAGCACUUGGCAUUUAUGAAACUGACAUUAUUUUCCCCAUCUGAAAUACUUUAUUUAACUACUGUACGCAUUACAUUUGCUUUUGGAAGCAACCUCUUAGUAACUGUACAAAGAAUCUCUGCCGGUCCUCCCUUCAGCCAACAUUUCUGUAAUCAGAGGAACUGCUGACAUUCAAUAUAGAACCUUCAAAGUCGUCAAACUAUGCCUUAACUGCUGAGGUGGGCAUCAUCAAAUUGCCUUCUGAAGGGUUCUGUCAAGCAGCAUUUCCUAAUCACUUCCUAAUGUACUCUUUUUCCAUUGAUAACAAAAUCAUCUGCAAGUAAAUCUUUGCAGAACAGUUUUACUUGUAUCAGUGCUGAGUGAAGUGGAAUACAAUGCUUAAAUUAUUACAAACAGAAGGAACAAAUGGGCUGCUACUUUUUCAACAAAUAUAAGCUGAAACUGUAGGCCUGCUAGAAAUGUAAACUACUAAAAGUAUACUCCAUCUGUAAAUCUUUCAGAUGAAAGGUUUUAUGUGAUGAUAACUGUAAUUUUACCUUUUUAGUGUUUUUCAAUUGAAGAAUAUUAAACACUAUAUUGAUACUCUGGC